Molecule: messenger RNA, 519 nt
Organism: Triticum dicoccoides
Lineage: Eukaryota; Viridiplantae; Streptophyta; Magnoliopsida; Poales; Poaceae
Exons: 3
Coding region: 3-386 (127 amino acids)
Cellular component (GO): mitochondrion; cytoplasm
Molecular function (GO): ATP hydrolysis activity; ATP binding
Source: RefSeq, a predicted model, not a curated record
GGAUGCAACGAGAAAUCUUCCUUGAGUUAUUAUCUAAGCUAGACGAGACCUGCAAUAAGAUUCUUGUUGGAACUGAAACGGAUUAUCGCCGCCUUAUUCCUACGGAUGGCUCAACUCAGAUUCACUAUUAUUGGCCUACCAAUCCUGACACAAGGAGUAUGUUUGAGGCUAUGUGGCAUGACAUAACUAACCAGACAGGAGGGAACAUUACUGCAGUUACUAUUCCUGUAAUGUUUGGAAGGUCUAUUGAGAUUCCUCAAAGUUGUAGCGGUGUGGCAAGGUUUGACUUCGAGUAUUUAUGUGGACGCCCAGUAAUAUCCCACUCUUUGAAUUUACAUUUCUCGAUAAUCAAAAUGUUAUUCAUGAUAAUGGCGCUGUUGGCUUGAAGAAACUAUAUAUGGAGUAGUAUCUUUCUUCCUUUCAACUGUAUGAAUUUGGAACUGAAUUAUAAUUCUAUGCAGGGAGAGAUGUUUUGAAUGAACCCAAUAAGACUUGCUUUGGUUCUAUUAUUUAUUUACU